Molecule: messenger RNA, 1969 nt
Organism: Balaenoptera musculus (blue whale)
Lineage: Eukaryota; Metazoa; Chordata; Mammalia; Artiodactyla; Balaenopteridae
Gene: STX11
Product: syntaxin 11
Exons: 3
Coding region: 396-1259 (287 amino acids)
Biological process (GO): synaptic vesicle fusion to presynaptic active zone membrane; intracellular protein transport; exocytosis
Cellular component (GO): plasma membrane; SNARE complex; presynaptic active zone membrane
Molecular function (GO): SNARE binding; SNAP receptor activity
Source: RefSeq, a predicted model, not a curated record
CGCCGCCGUCCGGGGGCGGGGCCUGGUCCCCUACUGUGGGAGCUUCCGACGCCCGGGGUGCCGGGCCGGCGCCCAGAUGCGGCGGCGGCGGCGGCGGCGCGAAGCUAGGGCUGUCGCAGAGGAGCCGCUGGAGGGGCCGGGAGACCAUCCGCCAGGAGUCGCGCCACAGGUUUCCAUCCUCGCCCGGCGCCCAGCGCGGCACGGGCGCCCACUGGAGAGGGCUUCUCGGUUCGCACGCGCCGUCCCGUUCCUGGUUCGACUCUAGAGUGUUGCUGACCCACUUAUAGCUUACCAUCGUUAAGUGCUUGGUUUUUAUAUAAUUUCUUGGUCUGAUACAACCUGUAUGGGGAGAGAGAGGAAUGUCAACAGCAGUAUAUGGAGAUGACUGAGGCAUAAUGAAGGACCGGCUAGUAGAAUUUGUGGAGUUAACCAAGCGGUAUGAACAGCAGUUCCCAGACAAGGACAAUGAAUUUGACUCGCCCCCCGAGGAUAUCGUGUUCGAGACGGACCACAUCCUGGAAUCCUUGUACCGAGACAUCCAGGACCUUCAGGAGGAAAACCAGCAGCUGACUGCCGACGUGAAGCGGCUGGGAAAGCAGAACACCCGCUUCCUCACGUCCAUGCGGCGCCUCAGCAGCAUCAAGCGCGACACCAACUCGAUCGCCAAGGACAUCAAGGCCCGGGGCGAGAGCAUCCACCGCAAGCUGAGCGCCAUGAAGGCGCUGAGCGAGGACGCCGAGGCCCAGCACGGCGCGCACUCGGCCGUGGCGCGCAUCGCGCGCGCACAGUACAGCGCUCUCACCCGCCCCUUCCAGGCCGCCAUGCACGAGUACAACCAGGCCGAGAUGAAGCAGCGCGAAAACUGCAAGAUCCGCAUCCAGCGCCAGCUGGAGAUCAUGGGCAAGGACGUGUCGGGCGACCAGAUCGAGGACAUGUUCGAACAAGGCAAGUGGGACGUGUUCUCCGAGAACCUGCUGGCUGACGUGAAGGGCGCGCGGGCGGCCCUCAACGAGAUCGAGAGCCGCCACCGCGAGAUGCUGCGGCUGGAGAGCCGCAUCCGCGACCUGCACGACCUCUUCCUGCAGAUGGCCAUGCUGGUGGAGCAGCAGGCGGACACCCUGGACGUCAUCGAGCUCAACGUGCAGAAGACCCUCGACUACACCGGCCAGGCCAAGGUGCAGGUGAGCAAGGCCGUGCGGUACAAGAAGAAGAACCCCUGCCGGACCGUCUGCUGCUUCUGCUGCCCCUGCCUCAACUAGCAGGCGGGCUCGGGCCGCCACACCCCAUCCCCGACCAGAAUGGGCCGGGAAGCACGCUGGGAAAGAUUUUGAGGCUGUCUGCACUGGGGUGAGUUGCCCUAAUCCCUAGGGACCUCAGUCUUCAGAGAAGGAAAAAACUCGAGGUCCAAGAAUUGCAGUCCAGCUCGUACUUGGAACGAGAGUUGAUCCCACCCGCUGUUUCAUCUGUAAGGACAGAUGCCUACUGAAGUUUUGUGAGGUCAUUAUGAGGCACAUAGCACCCUUGCCUCUUAAAGGAAGACAAAUAAGGAACUGACGUGGUAGCGUACUCUCCGGUAGAUGUCCAAGGCAUGUUUGUACAUGGACCUCUAGGAGAAAGUCAGUUCUGCAUCGGCUCACAGUAUGAACUCGUUAUCAAGGCUUCAUUUACCCUAUCCUGAAAGUACCUCUGUUGUGUUCAUUUUCGAGUGAACCGAUCUUGGGAAAAACUGCACAUCUUCCAUUUCUGAUUCUUCAUCUGGUUUAUGCUAUGUGAUUCCCACCUGGAUGUAUAUCUUCUUUCUGCUCACCUCCUCUACUUAUUAAAAUCACAUUUAACACUUACUAUUAUUUCCUUACCUCUUUACUUUUAAUAUCUUCCAUCAGAAUGUAUUUUGGGAGUUUUUUUUCCAAAGAUUUUUAAGCACUGAGUAUUGAACAAGCACUCAAAUUGAAGUAUGUUUGUCACAUUA